Oncorhynchus mykiss (rainbow trout) is the source of this 2528-nucleotide messenger RNA. RefSeq names its product procollagen C-endopeptidase enhancer 2. Gene Ontology annotation, molecular function: peptidase activator activity; protein binding; collagen binding. NCBI's taxonomy places the organism in Eukaryota, Metazoa, Chordata, Actinopteri, Salmoniformes, Salmonidae. The record is from RefSeq and is a predicted model, not a curated record.
UCCCAGGGUUUGGAAAAAGGCAGCUGCCUGCCGAUAACCACCAGAACAAAUGCCAUAUUCAGUCUGUGUUACAGCUUGCAGCCUGCGAAACUCCCUCCACGAACUUCCCUGCGUACUUUUCCCCACCGCUCGAGCCACUGAAUGUCAUUCAUGCCACGGAGCGAAAACAGGCGAACUGGUGCCUGGUCCGUUCACCCGACAAUGUGGAGAAUUUGCUAUAUUUCUUGCGUUUGGGGUGUCCUGUCUUUGACAGAGGUCUGCGCGCAGUCUCUACUGGGGUCACGACAGAGACCAACGUUUACAUGCGGGGGCAAUAUGACGGAGGAUUCUGGGGUCGUUGGGAGCCUGGGUUAUCCAGGGGUGUAUCCCCCAAAUACCAAAUGUGUUUGGAGAAUCACGGUCCCUGAGGGUAAAGUGGUGGUCCUGUCCUUCCGCUUCAUUGACCUGGAGAGUGACAACCUGUGUCGCUAUGACUACGUAGAUGUGUACAGCGGCCAUGCGAGUGGCCAGAGGCUGGGCCGCUUCUGUGGGACCUUCAGGCCAGGCGCCUUGGUCUCCACCGGCAACAAGAUGCUAAUUCAGAUGGUGUCUGAUGCCAACACGGCUGGGAGUGGCUUCCUGGCGGUGUACUCGGCUGCCGAGCCGCACGAGAGAGGGGACCAGUACUGUGGAGGUCAUCUGGAUAAACCGUUCGGGUCAAUUAAAACCCCUAACUGGCCUGAGAAGGACUACCCCGCUGGGGUCACUUGCUCAUGGCACAUAGUGGCUCCUAAGAACCAGAUCAUUGAGGUGAAGUUUGAGAAGUUCGAUGUGGAAAGAGACAACUACUGUCGCUACGACUACGUGGCCAUUUUCAACGGGGCAGAGGUCAACGAUGCCAAGAGGAUCGGGAAGUACUGUGGCGAUAGCCCCCCAGCUCCAGUAUUCUCUGAAGGUAACCAGCUCCUGAUCCAGUUCCUCUCAGACCUCAGUUUGACUGCAGAUGGGUUCAUCGGCCACUACAAGUUCAGACCUAAGAAGUUCCCCACCACCCCGGUACCACUGACCACCACCACCCCCCCAGCUGCUACCACCAGACCCAUACCUCUGAAGUACUCUGUAGGUCUGUGCCAGCAGAAAUGCAGAAGAAGUGGAACCGCUGAGAGCAACUACUGUACCAGUGACUUCGUGAUAACAGGAACUGUCAUCACGGCGGUGGUGCGAGGAGGCAGCGUGUACGCCACCAUCUCCAUCAUCAACGUCUACAAAGAGAGCAACCUGGCCAUCCAGCAGGCCGGCAAAACCAUGAGCACCAAGAUCAUCGUCCUCUGCAAGAAGUGUCCGUUCAUCCGACGAGGCCUCAACUACAUCUUCAUGGGCUCAGCGGACGAGGAUGGGAAGGGGAAGAUCGCCCCACAUCACUUCGUUAUGGCCUUCAAGGCCAAGAACCAGAGGGGCCUCAACGUACUGAAGACCAAACGCUGCUGAGAUCAGCUACAUGCUGCCUGAGACUCCAGCCCCCCCCCCCCCACCACCAUCACCACCACCACCAUGUAACGCCAUUCUCGUUAGUCUCCGCCCAGCAUACCCUGGCUCCGCCCUUCAUCACCUCUCAUCCGUCACCACAGGACUAGUCUACAGACCUCAGGCUGUGAUUGGCUCUUUGUUUCUCUUUCUUUUCCCAUGCUGUUUUCCUCUCCUCUGAGCUGGACCUGUUUUGAGCACAAUGUGAAGAUGUGAGUGUAAUAAUUGAAAGAGGAGAGGAAGAUAGAGAGUACCAGUUGGAACGAAACAGGAGAACAUGUUUUGUAAUAUGCUAAUACCUAAGUUAGUUCCCUUUUUUUUUCUAUUUAAAAAAAAAAACAUCAACAUUUUCUAACGUUUCAAGGCCACUGAAAACCGCCAGAUGUCACGAUGAGUGUUGGCUUGGAUCAAACAUAGGGUUUGGUUACAGGAAGUACAUUAUUGAGGACUGGGUGUUGUAGUUUUAAGGACAGUGUUUACUACCUGCUCUUUAUCCUCCAUGUUCACUUUGGAUAUAGGAGGUAUUUUAUAUUAUUUGGGGUCGAAAAGUGCAAUAGUUUAAUAUAUACUAUUCCCAACGGAAUGAUUUGGUUUCAAACUGGUGUUCUGUUUAGUACUGUCACCUUAUUAGCCAAAGCGUUUACGAUGAAUGGAAUACAACACAGCACUCCAUCUCAUUAUGUCAGCUUGGUUUUGUCGCCUUGCAUUCAAAUGUAAUGUUUGUAAUAAAAAAGUGGAGAUGUGAACUUAAAGGAUAAUUCCUCUCAAAAACGACAUUUUAGUAUUUGUUUCAUUAGUCCAUUGUUGAUAUAGUCCCAAAAUGUUUUGCAUGUCACUAAUCACUUUUUCACGAUAUAUAACUUUCAAAAUACCGAAAUUCAACCGGUAUGAUGCAUUUUGUCAAAAGAUCGUUUUUGGGUGGAGUUUUCCUUUAAUCAAUAUAAAGUAUUUUCAUAUGAAAGAAUUAGUAAAUGUUAUUUAUAUUUUAUUAUUUCCAUCUGACCAAAUAAAAAAUCUAAAUUGAA